This is a messenger RNA of Laetiporus sulphureus 93-53, 1365 nucleotides long. RefSeq lists its product as uncharacterized. The transcript is spliced from 10 exons. Lineage: Eukaryota; Fungi; Basidiomycota; Agaricomycetes; Polyporales; Laetiporaceae. The record is from RefSeq and is a predicted model, not a curated record. Bases 1 to 1365 code for a protein of 454 amino acids.
AUGAUCUCUUCACCUGCCGGUUCCAAUGCGAGUCUGUCCUCCCACAGCUGGUGGGGAAGGUUUAAGACACCCAGGAGCAACAGAGAUGUCGAGCUGCCCGACAAGAUGCCUCCAUUCGCUGUCACCAAGCAGCGUCUCCUCACUUUGGUCUUCAGCGACAUGGAAACGAUUCGUAUGCUACCUCCUACGUUUGGUGAGCUUGAUGCAUUGGCGAGGGACUGGAUCAAGCCACCUCCAGAUGCUCUAUUCAGUUUACGCGUACCGAUCGACUUCGCAUCUAUACACGCAGCGCGAUUGGUUACAGGACCAUACAUUUAUUUGACGGGAGAGGAUUCAUAUCAAAUCGCGUCAAUGAAUGUGCAGGGCCUCCGCGUUGAAAUUGUGGGCGACAGUCCUCCGCCACCUGAAGAAGAGCCUCCGCCGCCACCUCCUCCUCCUGUGCUCGAGAUGCCCGCUACUUUCAAUCUGGAAUUGACGCCGGGCACGCAUGUGGCACUAGACACGCUGAUCUCUUCCGAUGAGCUUGACAUGGCACGUAUGGAAGAUGGGACAACAGUAGACGGCUCCUUCUGGGGAAAGCUCGACAUUGUGCAUGACGGCGAUACGCAUAAGCUGGAGUUUAGCGGCACAAGAAUAGCGAACACGCAAGAAAUCUCUACCGACCUCAUCGUCGACACGCGCGUCAUCAAUAAGCUUGCUCUCGCAGCUAAGCCUGCCACGGCAAAGUGCCAUUUGAGCAUCCUUGCACCAGUACAACAAUACUGCGAUGUCACCCUGGCAUUCGCGCCAUUUUGGAAGCUUGCUGUAACUUGGCCGCCCGCAGAGCCUAUUGAAGACCAAAAAGUGAAGUACUUCCUGCGGGUUCAUCCUGGUGGCGCACUAGAGCACUUCGAGUCCGAGACCAUUGCGACGUCACUAUACUACGAAGCGAUACCGGAACCUGGGAUGCUCGACCCGCACGAGUUUAUUGCCCCUCGGAACAGUUUUGCAAUGCCCUAUACAGACUUCAUGUCCCAUAUCAUGCGUGUCCUUGAGCAGCUAGGACUAUCCUUAACGGCACGGACACAAUUCAUUCACCAGAACGUGUUUGCCUUUUCCGCUCACCGCAAUAUCGCAUAUCGUUUCAUGACCCCUAGCAGGAUAGCUGCAGCCAUCGACAUUUCUGUCACAGCAGAGAAUUGCGUCUUCACACGUCUCUUCAUGAUGUUCCGCGGCGUCUCCGAUGAUGACCUCGGUCUGUUCGCAGGUGCAGGUGAGAAGGAAGCGAACGUAUUUAAUUGGCGCGAGGUCGUUGGUUGGUCCGAACACUCCAAGGACCAGUCGCAGUUUCGGGUGCUCGAAAUAUCCGUCCUCGAGGUAACAUAG